Molecule: messenger RNA, 4436 nt
Organism: Seriola dumerili (greater amberjack)
Lineage: Eukaryota; Metazoa; Chordata; Actinopteri; Carangiformes; Carangidae
Gene: mylk4a
Product: myosin light chain kinase 2, skeletal/cardiac muscle-like
Exons: 15
Coding region: 335-2863 (842 amino acids)
Biological process (GO): positive regulation of apoptotic process; protein phosphorylation; intracellular signal transduction
Cellular component (GO): cytoplasm; nucleus
Molecular function (GO): ATP binding; protein serine/threonine kinase activity
Source: RefSeq, a predicted model, not a curated record
CCAGGCACCAGGGAUAGUAAGAGAGACUGAUUUUUUUUUUUUACUUAAGAAGGUGCAGAGCUCAUUUUACUUGAGCUUUACAGUUUUAGAGAUUUAAAAUCUUCAUAGCUGGUAAUUUUUAAAAAUCUUUUCUGGCUGGAUUUCUUUCUCUUUUUUUUUUGUUGUUUGAUCCACAUUUCUGUACUUUGGUUCAUUUGCACACCAACGUGAAGCACUGAAGGGUAGAGCUGGCUACAAUUGUUGAAAAAGUAUUUUCGUCUGUUUCACGGACGUUGCUAGUCCUAUUUUUGUCUCAAGCUGGUGUCUUGACGUGAUUUUUGUAUCACCGGAAGCCAUGAGUGCCUUGGUAAAGACGGGAGAUGGCAACAAUGCAAGCUUUGACCUCAUCCAAAAUCGGAUUGAGUCACUGAGCAGCAAGAUGGACAAGCUCAUCAACAUUCAAGAAAAGGUCCUCAACCGACUAGAUGGGAUGUCUCAGGACAUUGACGGCAUUGAAAAGGAUAUGGAGAAUCUGAAGGUUGACAAGGAGGAGAUCCACCUGCCACCCAGGGUAGUGAACCAGACCCAGGUCAUGGGGCGAGAAGUGAGGGAGAUAUGCCAGGAGAUGAGCACCAUCAUGUCAGUGGUGAACCAGCGGUCCGAGCAGCAGGCUCAGAAGCUGGAAGGGAUGGAAAAGCUGGUCCUCAGCAUGCAGCAGGUGAUCAGCUUCAUUGGGGAGACGGUGAAGAGUUCGAGGAUUAUGGAGCUGGUGUUGAAAGGCCCUGCAGCUCGGAAGGGCUUCAAAUCCAAAGACAAUAAAGGGAAGCAAGCUGUCAAGAGAAAAACAUCCACAGAAACAUUAACCAAGAGGCUUGACAAGAAAACUACCUCUAAUAAAGCCAGUAAAGGGAAUCAACAGAUAACUCCUGCAUGUGUGCCCAGUACUCCUCAGCCCUCUCACAGGAUAAAGCUCCAUGGACCAAAGCAUUUCCUCGCCUCUCGAAAAUGUGGAAAGUUUUUGAAAGACCAUAAAGGUAAAGAUGGGACAGAGAAGCCAUGUUUGAGCCCUAAGAAUCAGAAAGCUCAAAAGAAGAUGAAGCCCCCAGACACAACAGUUCUGUUUGGGCUUUUUGUAGAUCAUAUCUCUCUGAAGAAGCAGGUUUUGCUUCUUCAAGAGGUGCAGAAGCUCAACAGGGAAAACACAGAGAAAUCAGGUCACCAGCUCACCCCUGAAUGUCUGGAUCUGGAGGCUGGAGUGCCCCCUAAAGCUCAACAACCUGAUCAACAACCUGCUUGUAAUCUGGUGGACUACCUGCGUGAAGAUUCCCCAGUGGCUGAGAAGCAUGAGGUUGUUGAGGCGGUAGGUGAGGAGGAGGUGGGGGAAAAGGUGCCUGAGGGCGAGGUGGUGGUUACAGAGCAGGAGCCCAAGCUCGAUGUGGAGGAUGUAGUGGAAGAGAAAGAAGACGAAAAGCUCCAAGUCCCGCAGGAAAAGAAGGAAGAGGAAGCUUCUGCUGUAGAAGAAGUAGCUAAAGCCCCAGAGCUCCCCGCUGCCCCUGACAAUGAAAAAGAACCAACUGCUACAAGCUCUGAUGACCACACCGAUGCCGCCCCAUCUCCAGUGGCCGAGCAAGACCAGACAGCAGAGAUCAGCAGCGCUACUACCAAUUCCUUUGUGACUGAGGAACACUUUGUAGUGGAGGAACACACAAAGAGCCAGGUGGUGGUCAGGGAGGAAGAGGAGAAGGAGAGGGAGGAGGAGGAGAAGAAGAGGGAGCACAACGAGGACGAAGAACAGAAGCUUGAGUCUGAGGACUGGGCCGUCUUUAGGGCAGAUGGAGUUGAAUUCCAGAUAAACCUCAAACAAAGGUUGGAAAGAGAGAGGAAGGAAAAUGCUGCAGAGAAGGAGGAUGAUGAUGAUGAUGAUGAUGCUGAGCGGUACUUUAUUGACACCACUCCUCCUCCAGCGGCUCCUUUUAAUCACCGCGUUGUGUCGGCCAAGCCUAACCAGAUCAGCAACUUCUACACUAUCAACUGGCAGGAGGUCCUGGGCGGGGGUCGUUUCGGUCAGGUGCACAAAUGUGUCGAAAACUCCUCUGGUCUCACUCUGGCAGCAAAGGUCAUCAAAGCCAGGAGUCAGAAAGAAAAGGAGAUCGUGAAGAAUGAGAUCCAGGUCAUGAAUAAUCUGGACCAUGCCAACCUGAUCCAGCUCUAUGCAGCUUAUGAGUCAAGGAAUGACAUCAUCCUUGUACUUGAAUAUGUUGGUGGAGGGGAGCUGUUUGACAGGAUCAUUGAUGAAAACUACACUUUAAUGGAGCUGGAUGCUGUGGUGUUCAUCAGGCAGAUCUGCGAGGGCCUGCAGCACAUGCACAAAAUGUACAUCCUACACCUGGACUUAAAGCCUGAAAAUAUUCUGUGCGUGAGCAGAGUCACAAAUAAGAUCAAGAUCAUCGACUUUGGUCUCGCCCGGAUAUAUAAACCAAGGGAGAAGCUGCGAGUGAAUUUCGGCACGCCAGAGUUCCUCGCUCCCGAAGUCAUCAACUACGACUUUGUGUCCUUCAACACAGACAUGUGGAGCCUCGGUGUCAUCACCUACAUGAUUCUGAGUGGUCUGUGUCCCUUCCUCGGUGAUGAUGACAACCAGACUCUGAAUAACAUCUUGGCCUGUCAGUGGAACUUUGAGGAACAAGAGUUUGUGGAGACGUCCAAAGAAGCCAAAGAUUUCAUCUCCAGGCUCCUCAUUGUAAAUAAAAGUUGGAGGAUGGGGGCAGCUGAGGCCUUAAGACAUCCUUGGCUAUCUGACUCAGUGCUUCAUCACCACCUUUAUACAAAGAAAACUAUGUGCAGAUCAAGGCGAUCAUCAUGUGUGCCCAUGACUGAUAGUUGAGGGCUCUACAGAGAUGUGACGGCUCCAGCUGUGGCCACUCGGACCAACCCUCCUGUCCAUGUAAAUGACCUAAAUUUCAGUCAGUUCAUCUGCAGCAUUUUCCUGAAAUGUGAUCCACUGUGUUGUGUUAAUGUAACCAAUAUACCAGAGCAAAAUAUAAAAAGAGAUAACAGUUUUAUUCAAGUGAGAUUUAAUAGUUGAUAGUCGCAGCAAGUGUUGUACUGUACUACUUUUUCCAUGAAUAAUGAAAAGACAGAUGAAGAACAUCUUAUAAUGUUAAUCAGUUGUCUUGCAAUUAAUGUGAUGAAAUCAUGAUAAUGAGAGUAAUAACUCUUGACUAAAUACCUGUUGAGUUUGUGGUGAUGUUUUAUUACAUUACAUUACUUUGUAAGGUUUUUUUUAUUUUUAUUUUUUUCAUCCUGUUGUAGAUGGCAUUUCAAAAUGAUGCUGUGGUCAGAAUCUAACCUAGUUUAAUUAGACCCAUAUUAUCAUACAUACAUACAUAUGUACGUAUAUAUAUAUAUAUAUACAUAUAUAUAUAUAAUAUAUACAUAUAUACGUACAUGAGCUUGACUGUGUGUGGCACCUUUGCCUUGAAAGUUGAACAUGGACAUUGCACUAUCUACUUCACUUUCAAGUAUCCACUCGCCCUCAGUCACCUAUAACCAAAUACACUGUGUUGUCAUUGUUUGCUGCUGUUUUCAUUUACUGCUGAUACUGUAGAUAAUAACUCACGUUUAGAAACAUACCUCAACUGCUUCUGUGUGAAGGCUACAGCAUGAUUCAUAUUAAUGCAACCGGAAUAAUCUGUGCUCUCAGUUAGAAAUGUUCUUUUUGGGCUGUAAAUAGCUGCUGAACUGUAGAGUAAAAUCCAGAUUUUCUCAUAUGUAUGUAUGGACAGAAUGGAAUUUGUGUGCUUGGUGUCAUGAGCUGUAGUAUGUGCACUUUAUACUGAUAUUUAUAUAAACAUAUAUUAUACAUGAAGCUACCGUAGUUCCAUUGAAAACGCUUGUGUGGUCGGACCUCCACGUCUCCUCCAUCUGUUUCAUCCUGCUUUGUCCUGGUGUUCAUAAGCAAACACACAUUCACUUUUUAUGUCUUAUGAACUAGGUGUAACUUUUUCAUUAUUUGUUGCAUGUUGUUAUGUGUUUUUGUGUUAUCAGCUAUUAAAGCUUAAACUUGAUAAAUAGAGUAAUAACUUUUUAAUACCUUUUUUUUUUUCUUUUUUAUUGUAUUGUGCUUGAGCUGUCACUCUAGAGCCACUCCGGCUGUAUAUUCUUGUCACUGUAGAAGCUUUUUACACAUUACAGAGUUAUCUUUGAAAUACCUUCUGUGAAGGUUCACUAACUGAUAGUAACACACUUACCUACCUAAUGUUGCCCAAGUGGAUAAAAUAUCAUUUCAACUAAGUUUAUGUGAAUUUAUUUUAACUUCAUGAUGAAUGUGACAUUAACUGUUGUUGAACACGGAGUGCUAGUAAAAGAAGUUGUCCUCACAGAGUGUUAACAAUUUCAAAUUCAGCAUGUAUUUGAGAAGUGUGUACACACCCAUUAAAGUGAAGUUGUGUCUUAAA